AUGUCCGACGAUGUCACCAGCAGCCUACUCUCAGUGGAGUCCCUGGUUCAGAAUGUGGCGUUCGAGCCACCGUUGGCAUUCUCAGGUUCCUCGCCUGACCCCGAAUCCCACCACGAGGACCAGGCCCCGAUUGCCAGCACGAAUAUCCCGUUGUGGCGCAGGGUACUCGAGUACUAUCGUCCCUUCUACAUCCUCGAUCACCUCACCUACAAGGAUUCCAAGGUGGUGUUGCGCUCGUGGGUCCAGGUGUUUGUCGGAGUGGUGCUAGCCACCGUCCCUCGCACCAGCCGCUGGAUAGGAAAUGCCACCUACUUGAUGCAAAUCAUGAGUUUCAUCGCCGUUUCGGGUGGAAAACUGGUCCAGGCUUCGUUCAACGAGAACUUUGUCGUGGUGCUUUUUGCGGUGAUCUCGUGGCUAUUUGAAGUCGUCAGCCUGAAAAUAUGCAACCGGCUUCGAGGAGGCAUCACCCACCACCAAGUGACACAGGCCCUCAUCGAUGAAGGAUCCUGCACGGUCGAGAACAUCGCUUCGUGCUUCGAGUCCCAAGUCUACACCGCACGUUAUCUCGAAACCAGAACCAGCGUCAUCUUCAUAUUUGCUUUGAUCAUCGGAAUUGCCCUCUUCGGGUACUUGGAUUCCCUCAAGUACCCAAGAUCGGGUUUUAUAGCGGGCCUGAUCAGCUUGAUCAUAACACUUUGCUACACAGUGUUCUACCCCACAUUCCAGCCCAUGGUGGGUCUCUCGGUGAUAAAGCCUCUAGGUGUGGGUGCAGCUAUCGCGUUUGCUGUUUCGGUAGUGAUAUUCCCCCAUACCUCAAGCUACCAGUACUUGGAUUCCACGUUGAGUAUCCUCAAGAGCUUGAAGGUAGAGAGCACCAAUAAUCUUCGGUUUUUUCACUCUAUUAAGCCUUCGGAGGGCUCCUUCUCCAACUACAAAGAGUUCAAGAAAAACGUACAUGCUUGUAAAGGCAAAAUCCAUGCAUUGGAUGUCCAUGUGCCGAUGAUUGAAAGAGAGUUUUCCUACUCAAGAUUCAAUCAACUGCAUUUGAAGUCUUUCCGCGCCCUUCUAAGGAGCUUACUACAUGUAUCAUCGGGCUACGACUCUCUCUAUGAGAUGAUACAAGAAAAAAAGGAUUGGGCUGAUGAUAACCUAACAAGAAGGGUUAGUGUCGUUUCUCAAAACGGCUCAAUAGCAUCCCAUGGGGACUCCAAAUUCUUCACCACCAUCCAUGAAUCCUACAAACAAGUGGGAGAAUACGAAAAUAACAGAAGAGUAACACUAUUGAAGAAAAAGAUAUUGAACCUGGGCUAUCAAAAGCUUACAAUUCAAGAGUUGGACUUUGUCACCAGCAUCAUACAAACGAACUGUAGUUCAUUAAUAGAGGUCACUGACCGAGGGUUACAAGGAAUAGUAUCAUGGCUUGAAAAUGCCAAUGACUUUAGAAUAUUCGCGUUAUGGCCAGGCAAGUGGAACAUGCACAAACAAAGGCAACAAGAAAGUCAUGAAUCGCUUGAGAAGGUGAAACAGAACAUUAUCGAGGAAAUGGAAACAUUCUCCUCUAUUCCAAAAUUAGAAGAAUUAACCAGACAAGCUAGUCUUAAUGAGGAAACAUUAUUAUGUUUAAUAAGCGAACUUAGUUUGUAUCUUCAUCUAUGCAAGAACCAUUGCAGGCAUUUACUUCGAAUCAUAGACUUGUUCUUGGUAAUGGAUAAAGAACAACCAUAUCCCAAAUUUCUGAGCUACUUCACCAAAGGAACGUCUUCUUUUGAAGAUGAUGUUCCCAAAUUCGAAGAUGAGGAUACUUCAUUUCUUGAUUCCCAAGUUCAAGCCAGAGACCCGGAUGCUAAUGCACCAAGCAAUGUUUUAAACUUAGUUGGAAUUCAGGUGGUAAAAGUGUACCACUUUUUGCUUCAUCCUCAAUUGUGGUUCUUGAUUAGAGCAGGUGGUGUGGUAGCCCUAGCGGCAACUCCUUACUUUGUCAGAACUACUGCCCAAUGGUAUUUUAACAACAGAUUGGUCUGGGUCGUCAUCAUGACUGCAUUGUCCACUUUCCAGACUACAGGUCAAUCGGUUUACGUCUUCGGGAGUAAAUUAGUUUACUCAUUUUAUGGAUCCCUCUUAGGGUUAGUGGGAUGGUACAUAUCGAGAGGAAAUUAUUACGGAUACCCUGUUGUUUGUGGUGUGAUUUACCUUUACUUGGUGUAUUAUAGGCAUUUUGCUAAGCACAAUUUAGUGGUCCCAAAUGUCUUAUUCGCGGUGACCACAAUUUUAGUUCUAGGAACCAGUUUUGUGGACCUCAAAUACAGCCAAGUUGCCAAUAUCGGAUCAGGCUGGAGGGUUGCAUACACGAGAUUCGUUAGUGUCAUUGUGGGACUUUGUAUCGGAUUUUUAGCAUGUUUAUUUCCUAAACCCCAUUCAUCAAGAACGGAUUUAAGAAGAUUAUUGGCUAAAAUUAUAUCGGAGUCAGGUACAAUUCACUGCUACGUAUCAAAGUUUGCAUUGCAUAGAGUGGAAUAUCCAAAUUAUCAUAUAAAAACUAGUGAUGACUUGAUAGUUAAUACCACUCGAAAAAACUUUCGUCGUGUGGCCAAAAUCUCGUCGCUUAUGGUAGCUUUGACUCAUGAGAUUCCAAUUUCCGGAAGUUGGCCAGAAGCAAAGUAUGCCAAAUUGCACAACAUUUUGUAUGACAUCACUCUGAUUUACUUCUUACUAUUGUCGAUAUUUGAUCAAGUGGAAGAUCCAGAAGAGUGGGUACCGAUCAUGCUCCGCAAAAUGGGAUGGUCAAGUGCUUCUUUGAACGGUGACUUGUUUGGCAUGAUUCACAUGUCUAGUGAUGCAUUAUUAACUAGAAACCAAUUGCCCAAGAUUACAGACUCCAACCUUUCAGUGAAACACCUAGAAAUCUUGACAAAUAGAUGGGGGAUUGCAAAAGGAAAGCUUAGAGACGGGUUCUAUCGAGCAGCAGCCAAUUCUAGUCUUGAGCAUCAAUCUCGAGAAGGUGAUGUUCACGAGUCGGUGAUGGAAAAUCUUGAUUUCCAAAAAAUAUACAGUCAUGAUGGUCAAUUGUCUAACGUGUCCUUGAUUCUAGCACACAUGCUAUUCGAAAGAUUGGAUCAAGUUAUGAUAGUAGUGAAAUCUUUGGUUGGAGAGAAGUACGACUUCGACAUUAGUGGUCUUGAAGACCCAGAAGAGGACUCAAAACUUCUCCCACUUAAAUGA
Messenger RNA from Suhomyces tanzawaensis NRRL Y-17324, 3219 nucleotides. RefSeq lists its product as uncharacterized. The record is from RefSeq and is a predicted model, not a curated record. The transcript is spliced from 3 exons. Bases 1 to 3219 code for a protein of 1072 amino acids. Lineage: Eukaryota; Fungi; Ascomycota; Pichiomycetes; Serinales; Debaryomycetaceae.